Molecule: messenger RNA, 1467 nt
Organism: Quercus lobata
Lineage: Eukaryota; Viridiplantae; Streptophyta; Magnoliopsida; Fagales; Fagaceae
Product: nudix hydrolase 20, chloroplastic-like
Exons: 9
Coding region: 74-1231 (385 amino acids)
Molecular function (GO): 8-oxo-dGDP phosphatase activity
Source: RefSeq, a predicted model, not a curated record
CGAAAGCCCAAACUCGAAUCGAUUGCUAGUGAAGUCGUUGGUCGUUACAUACAUCCUCCUUCCCUUCUGUGAAAUGGCGUGCAGCACUUACAAUUAUCUUCACCUCCCUCGCAAAAUCCGAUACUCACUUGCUUCUUCCCUCUUUAUCUCCAAACCUUCUCAUGCUUUUCCCAGUACAUUUACCACACCGUUUCCUUCUCCAUCUCACACUCCAAUCAAAUUUAAUGUAUCAGUAAAAUUCAGUACCCAAUCAGUUUCAGUUUCACCCACCAAUACAUUCACCUGGGACGACGUCGUUCGGAUUUCUCAACCGGAUAGCGUUCCACAUGAUUCUUCGGACCUCUCAGGCUUCUUCCAGAAAGUCAAAAUCUGCAAUCGCGGAUCGGAAAAGCAAUCUGAGUUUCUUCCAUUUGUCAUUGAAGACCAAAUCGCUGGUUAUAUUCAUAAUGGUUUUGCUAACCAUUUAAGGAGGUUCAAGGAUGUGUUUAUAUUUCCUCAAGAUAAUUCUUAUGGAGGCCGCAUUGGCAGCCAUGUGACCUUACACCCGAUGCUGAGGACACCCGAUGAUAGGACUAAUGCAGUUGGAGAUGUGGUCAAAUUUUUGGGGGAAGAACUAAUUCCAGGUAUACGGAACGAGCUAUACCCUGUGACAUCAUCCUUUGGUGCACCAAUCUUUUUUUCACUGGAACGUGCUGCAGCUCCUUACUUUGGAAUAAAGGCUUAUGGGGUUCACAUGAAUGGCUAUGUUGAGAAGGAUGGGCAAAAAUUUUUGUGGAUAGGGAAGAGAAGUCAAAUGAAACCCACUUAUCCAGGGAUGCUUGAUCAUCUAGCUGCUGGAGGACUGCCUUAUGGGAUUGCUUGUGGUGAGAAUCUUGUGAAGGAAUGUGAAGAGGAAGCAGGAAUACCCAAAUCCAUUUCUAAAGAGGCUAUACCAGUUGGCGUUGUUUCCUAUAUGGACAUUGAUGGUUACAGAUAUAAGAGAGAUGUUCUAUUUUGUUAUGAUUUGAAGCUGCCUGCAAGCUUUAGACCUGAGAAUCAAGAUGGAGAGGUGGAUAGCUUCAAGUUGAUUCCUGUGACACAUGUAGCAAACGUCAUACAGAGGACACAGUUUUUCAAGUCAAAUUGCUCUCUUGUCAUCAUUGAUUUCUUGUUUCGACAUGGGUACAUGAGUCCUGAACAUUUUGGAUACUUAGAUCUACUACAAAGUUUGAGGAGUGGGGAUUGCUCCUAAUCAUACUUUUUAAUUGUAAUGUUUUCCUUUGUUUUUUUAAUAUCUAUUUUAACUUUGGCUAAUUAUAGUCUUAUGAAGGAAGAAAGGGUUGGGUGUUGUAAGAAUCAAUUUUUUAUUAGUAGCUUCCUGUAUCUUUUGGGUGAAACUUGGGCCAAGACAUUUUGUGAAAACGAAAAAAGUUCAUGCCACCACAAUUACUGAAUGAGAGAUAUGGCACUACCGACGUUUGUUGGAAA